This is a messenger RNA of Arachis ipaensis, 2880 nucleotides long. Its product is annotated as SNW/SKI-interacting protein A. The record is from RefSeq and is a predicted model, not a curated record. Gene Ontology annotation, biological process: mRNA splicing, via spliceosome. Gene Ontology annotation, cellular component: spliceosomal complex. Lineage: Eukaryota; Viridiplantae; Streptophyta; Magnoliopsida; Fabales; Fabaceae.
CCAAUGUUCGAACAAAUAAUAAUGAGGGAAUCCCUAAUUCAUUAGCCACCUGCGCUGCAACGUUCUCUCCGGCGAUUAGAGUUCCAGCCACCUGCGCGCCGUGUAGCCACUUGUUUGCUUCCCUACUCGCUCGUGUUCGUGAACCUGCCCCUGUUCGCGUCGCUGCUCGUAUCCGGCGUCCCUGUUGCUUGCUGAUUUUGUGUUGUGCGUCCCUGUUCUCGAAUUAUGUCGGCUUUGAAAGAGCUUCUUCCUCCAGCAAAAUCAUCCUCAACAACUUACUAUGAUCACAGUAACGAUCCAUGGUUCAAGAAGAGAUUCUCCUCUUCAUCCGAGGAGGAAAAAUCCACUGCCAUCAUACACAAGCCAGUGCCCCCUUAUAUGAAACGUGCCGGUUUUGUUCCUCGCAAGGUGGAGGAUUUUGGGGAUGGUGGUGCCUUUCCUGAGAUCCAUGUUGCUCAGUACCCACUUGACAUGGGAAGGAACAAAUCCUCAAAGCCGGGUUCAAAGAUCCUUCCAGUGACAGUUGAUGCUCAUGGGAAUGUUGCAUAUGAUGCAAUAGUGAAGCAGAACGAGAAUGCUAAGAAGAUUGUAUACACGCAACAGAAGGAUCUCAUACCAAAGAUCCUGAAGAAUGAUGAGGACAGUGACAUGGAAGAUGAUGAGGAUGAGCAGAAGGAGAUUGAGGAGACAACUCAGGAGACUAAGGCUGCACUUGAGAAGAUAGUUAAUGUGAGAUUGAGUGCAGCACAGCCGAAAAAUGUCCCCAAGCAGUCAUCAGAUACAAAGUAUAUUAAGUAUAAGCCUUCCCAGCAGAAUGCAGCUUUCAAUUCCGGGGCGAAAGAGAGGGUUAUUAGAAUGGUUGAGAUGCCAGUUGAUCCAUUGGAGCCUCCAAAAUUCAAGCAUAAGCGUGUUCCCAAGGCUUCCGGCUCCCCUCCGGUGCCAGUGAUGCAUUCCCCUCCGAGGCCAGUUACUGUGAAAGACCAGCAGGAUUGGAAGAUACCUCCUUGUAUUUCUAAUUGGAAGAAUCCAAAAGGUUACACUAUCCCUCUUGACAAGCGUCUUGCUGCCGAUGGGAGAGGUCUUCAGGAUGUUCAGAUCAAUGAUAAUUUUGCAAAGCUUUCGGAGGCAUUAUAUGUUGCAGAGCAGAAGGCUAGAGAAGCAGUUGCAAUGAGGUCCAAGGUUCAGAAGGAGAUGCUUCUAAAGGAAAAGGAAAGGAAAGAACAGGAGCUGAGAGCUUUGGCUCAGAAAGCUCGUUCCGAGAGAACUGGUGUAGCCCCUCCAGCUGCUAUUCCUGUUCCAUCUGAGAGGAGCAUCAUGGAUGAUGCUGACAUGGCAGUUGAUUAUGAGCAACCACAUGAACAUGAAAGGGAGAAGAACUAUCCAAAGGAGACAAGAGAGGAAAGGGAGGAGCGGUUGCAUAGGGAGAAAAUUCGUGAGGAACGGCGAAGAGAAAGGGAGAGGGAGAGAAGAUUAGAGGCUAAGGAUGCUGCUAUGGGAAAGAAAAGCAAGCUCACAAGAGACAGGGAUCGUGAUAUAAGUGAGAAAGUUGCUCUUGGUAUGGCUUCUACUAAGCCGGGUACUGAGGUCAUGUAUGAUGAGAGGCUAUUCAACCAGGAGAAAGGAAUAUCAUCUGGGUUUGCCACUGAUGAUCAGUACAAUGUUUAUGACAAAGGCUUGUUCACUGCACAGCCAACACUCUCAACCCUCUAUAGGCCAAAGAAGGAUGUUGAUAAUGAGGUUUAUGGUGGUGCAGACGAGCAGUUAGAGAAGAUUAGGAAGACCGAUCGCUUCAAGCCUGACAGAGGGUUUGUGGGGACUUCUGAAAGGCCAGGUCCAAGGGACAGGCCAGUUGAAUUUGAGAAUCAAGAUGAAGCUGAUCCAUUUGGUCUGGAUCAGUUCUUGACUGAUGUUAAGAGUGGUAAGAAAGCCAUGGAAAAUGUUGGUAGCGGAGGAACAUUGAGAGCAAGUGCUGGAUCUUCUAUGCGGGAUGGUUAUGAGGGAGGUUCUGGUAGGACUCGCAUUGGAUUUGAAAGAGGGCACUAAGUAGCUCAGUAUCAAAUGAGGUCAAUUUCUGAUGGCUGGUCGUCACUUUACGGAAUACAAAUGGUGGUUUAGGUUGUGUUAAAACUUGGAAUUUUCUUGACACCCCCUUGUUUGGGGGGAAUGAAGUGUUUCUGUACUCUGGUCCUAAAUUGUGUAUGGCUUUUGAUCAAGUUAUAUGUUGAAUGAAUUGGAAUGUUUUAAAGUAUAUCUUUGCCUAUUGGUGGUAGUGAUAAAUGGAGCAGCCAAGAAGACAAGACAAGCGGUAGUGGCAGCUAUGACUGAUCCCAAGCGAAAGUUGAAAUUGAAGCAAAUUAUUCUGGGUCUUCAAAAGUAAGUUUUAUGAAGGUAAUGACCUUUAAGCAAAUUCAGACUGAUGAGAUUUGCUCUUGCCUUUUAACUAAAGAUCUUUGUUGGAUGCUUAUAUAUAUUCUCGGACUGCAUCCAUUUCUUUAUUCUUAUUUGUUUCUCUUGUCUGUUACUAAUGACAUUACAAAGGCAAUAUUUGAAGAGUGAUUUGAGAGGUACUAAUAUAAUAGUUUUGAAAAUGAGAUCAGUUUUUCCUGUGAGAAUAGUGGUUGAAAGAGUAGAUAUGGGUGAAAUGAUGCAAGUGCAAUUUGGUUUAAAAUAUGGAGGAGUUGCUGAAGUGCAAGGAAGAACUCCUUUUGAGGUUAUGCCCGGUCUUACUCCAUUUUUGGACUGCAUCUUUCAUGAUGUAGGCUACUUUCCUACUGAAUGCAGGAAUUUUUUUAUAACUUGGAAGAGCUGUUGUUUUUUUGUUUUUUUUUUUAUGUUUGAAUGUCUUCAUUUGUUAUUGACAUGUACUCUGACCGUUGUUGC